AUGGUAGACAAAAGGGACCUUAGUCCCAUAUCCAAGAUGUUUAAAGUGGGGAGAUUCUCAGAAAAGACAAUAAGGAAAGCAUCGGAGACCAUAACCGGAGGUGAAGAUAGUUCUGACCGUACUUUGGCUGGUUUACUCAAAGUUGUUGCGGUUAAUCAGUACGGGCUUAGAGGGAAAGUUAUCAAACUUGCUUAUGACAGUGUUCAGGGGUUAAUGGCCGCUGCGACCGAUGCAGGAGAGAUUCACAUUUUUGGCCAACAGCAAAUAGACGUAAAGCUGAAUACAGAUCGAGAGGCGCAGGCGAGAGAAAUGGUGUUUGUAAAUGGUCGUUACUUAACACUUGUUGACACAAAAGAUAGGAUUAUUACAAUAUCAUUGGAAUCCAAGACCUUCUUGAAGUCUAGCUUACUACCUGCCAGUGUGUCCUGCAUUGCAACCGACCCCAUGUUAACGUGGAUUUUAUUGGGGUUGGAAGAUGGCACUGUGAUACCAUACGACGUUGCAGAAUGUACACUAUCGAACUACAUUGUGAAAAACUGGCAAGUAAUCAAGUUUUUCAAAGAGAGUAAAAGCUCCAAAGUGAUUUCGCUACAAUGGAAUCCAAGAGACCUGAACACUAUUUUGAUAUCGUACAGCCAUGUAUCGAUGACAUACUCCUUAACGGAGAGGAAGAUAAAACAGCAUUUUAUUUACAACAUACCGCCCUUUGCACCUGGUGGUGACUACUCCACUAAUGUGAAAAUCAAGAGAACGCCUAAAGUCAUUCAAUCAUUGUUUCAUCCGAACUCUCUCUUUAUACUUACCAUACACAGCGAUAACUCUUUGGUAUUUUGGGAUGCAAAUACUGGGACCCUAAUAGAAGCUAGAACUUUGUUUGAUGAUGGCAUAAAUAUUCCAGUCCCAGGGCUACAAUCGAAAGACGUAAUACCGUCUCUACCACAUAUAAAAAAGGCGACAUGGUUGUGCGAAAGGGAUAGUGAGUAUACGGCCUUGCUGAUUGCAAACGGGCCUUCUGAUACAGACAGUAAUAGUCAAAGUUUAACACUAAUGGAUUUUGGGAAAACGCCGCUCUACUCUUUAAACUCUUAUGAGAGUGUGAGUAACUAUUUCAUCAACGCUAAGAGACAGAAAUUGUUCCCCAUCCUCAACAGCUCCCCUGUAAAAGACAUUCUACCCAUGGCUACAUCUUCGCCUUUUUUUAAUGGGGCCCACGAUCCAAAAGUUAUUUCCGUUUUACUGGAAAACGGUGAAAUAGAAACAUUAUUUUAUCCUAUUGGGGUCUUUGCAAGUACAACAUCCCUAUUUCCACAGGGGCUAGACUGGGUAAGACCUAUUUCAACACUAGUAUAUGGUGUUUCCAUUUCCGAAGAAUCGUGGCUGAAUAUGACCGCCGUCGCUCCACCUUCAACUUGCGUUCUAACGGGCGGCAUACCGUCGAAAAAGGUUGUCCCAGUCAGAAAGAAAUCCUCCUCGCUGUUAUUUACGGGCCACUCGAACGGGUCUGUGCGUAUCUGGAAUACCAUGAUAGGUGUUGGAGACAAUAACACUGUCUUUGAGGUAAAUGCUGCAGAUGUUUUGAACGCUGCCCAUUCCAAAAGUGUUGAAAUGAUUUCUUUUUCACCUGAGAAUUUAUCGAUGGCAGUAGCGAUUAAAACAGGGGAUGUUGUUGUGUAUAAGUUUGGUGAUAACGAGUAUUACAGUGUUGACGAUGGGUUUCAAGAUGAGAAAUUGGCCACAAAAUUUCGGCGGUUUUCGUUGAACGAUUUCACAGCAUCUGUUGUUGAUGUCAGUGACAGAGCACCUUUGCAACUUAAAUUUGGAUUCAUGCCCCAGAUAGCAAUCAAAUCCCAGAAAAGAAAUGUGACUGCGUUGUGUAUCAGCAACAUCGAGUUUCUUGCGAUUUCCUAUGAUGAUUCCUCCCUGAUAGUCAUUGACCAACGAAACUCAGAAGUAAUAUUCGAUAAAAGGUUGAAAGAGUUGAAUGACCUCAAGACAAGCAACUAUGUUACAUCACUCAAUUUCUCCAUUAUGGUGUGUGGAGAAGAUAAUUACUCAAGUAUACUACUACUUUGUGGUACCAAUACUGGAAGCAUCGCCGUUUUCAAAGUGCUCCCCCAUAAGGAUAGCUUUAGGCAAGAUUACGUUAAAGCAAUUCAAAACAUAGUGCCAGGAGGCGUGAAAAAAAUCUGUACACUCAAUGAAAUAACAUCUGACAGUUGCGAUGCCACAAUGUGGGUCAUGUCUAAGUUAGUCCAGGGCCCAAUGAUCAACGGAUAUAUUAUUGCUUUGGGUGCAAAAGAUCUCUGUCUCUUCCGGGUCGGUAAAACCAAAAAGACUGUGAAGAGCUUUGAUGUUCCUAUUCGCGACGCUGGAGUUUGUUCCACACGGACUAACAAUGGUUCAACGAAAAUUAGCGUAUUUGUGCUUCUGCUGACUGAUGGGAGCUUAAAAAUCCUUUCCCUACCUGACAUGAAGCUAAUAAAUACUCUACAACAUCCCUCAUCGCUGGACGGGAUCAGAGACAGCUCCAUACUCAAUACAGGAGAAAUACUGGUACGAAAUGGCAGAUACCAUGCCUCUCUUUUAUCGAUUUUUGCGGAGGAUCAAAUUACAAAAGUGCCAAGUAAUUCUGAUAUUAUCUUCUCCGCCGAUGCUUCUUUACCUAACCGACCUCAGGUUAAUUCGUUACAGUGGAUGAGGGGGACAGGGUAUAUUACUGAAAAACAGAUAAGCGACCUGUUUGCGGUCAAAUUGCGCCAAUUCAAUAGUGGUCAAUCUCCGGUACUCCUGCCGGCGGUCGGAGUUUUUGGCGGUGGAGAGAGCAAUACGAACCGUGGCUUAAACAGGGCCGAUUCGACUAAGAGAUACUCCCUAACGAAUGAUAUUUUGAAGAAGAGUUCUCCGUCUACUCCGAAGAGGUACAGUUUAACAAACAACUUGUUUAGGAAGGCCUCUAGACGUAUGGAACGUCAUUGGGACUCAGUGGAGGACAAAAUUGAUGAUUACACGACUGACUUGGGAGAAGGACUCAACGAUAUGGUCCAAGAUACUGGCAAGGGUGUUGUGAGGUCCUCAUUUAUGUAA
This is a messenger RNA of Huiozyma naganishii CBS 8797, 3084 nucleotides long. It is a transcript of the gene SRO7, whose product is annotated as Rab GTPase-binding protein SRO7. Gene Ontology annotation, molecular function: GTPase activator activity; syntaxin binding; myosin II binding. The transcript has a single exon. Gene Ontology annotation, cellular component: cytoplasm; plasma membrane. Bases 1 to 3084 code for a protein of 1027 amino acids. The record is from RefSeq and is a predicted model, not a curated record. Lineage: Eukaryota; Fungi; Ascomycota; Saccharomycetes; Saccharomycetales; Saccharomycetaceae. Gene Ontology annotation, biological process: regulation of exocytosis; regulation of protein secretion; establishment of cell polarity.